Molecule: messenger RNA, 1867 nt
Organism: Cladophialophora immunda
Lineage: Eukaryota; Fungi; Ascomycota; Eurotiomycetes; Chaetothyriales; Herpotrichiellaceae
Exons: 1
Coding region: 278-1696 (472 amino acids)
Cellular component (GO): intracellular anatomical structure
Molecular function (GO): NADP binding; NADPH dehydrogenase activity; FMN binding
Source: RefSeq, a predicted model, not a curated record
UCCCUCUCCCGGAGGAUCCUGGCGAACCUAUCCCCAGUUUUCGCAGAUGGAUUGUACCUCCAACUCCCAAGUACGAUGUUCUCUUUUCUUGCCUGUGCCCGUCCGUCCAUGUCAUUGUCACGCCCGCAGCAACAUUACAGAUGUGGUGGAGUGACGCUCAUUGGUAGAUUCGACAGAGUUUGAUUUCAAAGCUCACUUCGCGUCGGUUGUGGAAGAGCCCUCCCACAGCUCUCGGGGAGAGUGAAGAGGCGUGACCAGUAGCACAUAAAACCUCCCGAUGGUACAUGCGGCCCAUCACCUUUCUCUUCUUCAUCUCAUCAAAUCUUCAGUCACUCUCACGACACCGGUCCGCAUUUGCCGAAUAUUGUCCCUUCAACGCCUAGAACGCGCGCCAAUUCAUCAUAGAAUUCGUCAUUUUUCACAUACAUCCCCAAUGGAGUCUCACGACGCAAAGCCUCUCAUCAUCAACAAGGGAGCGCCAGGUAUCUCGUACUUCACGCCCGCGCAAUCGCCCCCCUCGGGCUCAGCCAAGAAUCCCCAGUCCGAUGGCAGUGCCAUUCCCAAGCUCUUCCAGCCUCUGACCAUUCGCGGGGUGACUUUCCAGAACCGCAUUUUUCUGUCGCCCAUGUGCCAGUAUUCGGCCCAAAAUGGCUAUUUGACUGACUGGCAUGUGACUCACCUUGGCGGCAUCAUUCAGCGAGGACCUGGCCUCGCUAUCAUCGAAGCGACAGCAGUCACCCCCGAAGGUCGAAUCACCCCCGAGGACAGCGGACUCUGGGAAGAUGGGCAAAUGGGCCCUCUGAAGAGGAUCGUCGAGUUUGCGCACAGCCAGAGCCAAAAGAUCGGGAUCCAGCUGGGUCACGCGGGUCGGAAGGCUAGCACUGUUGCCCCUUGGCUGAGUAGGGGCGAUACCGCGCAGAAAGAAGCCGGCGGCUGGCCAACUGAGACACUUGCCCCAAGCGCCAUCGCCUUCCAGGAUACCUACCCUGAUCCUAAUGCUCUGACGCUUGAGGGCAUCCAAAGAAUCAAGAACGCCUUUGUGGCUGCUGUCAAGAGAGCCGUCGAAGUUGGGUUCGACGUCAUCGAGAUCCACGGCGCCCAUGGCUAUCUCAUUCAUGAGUUCCUUAGCCCAGUCAGCAACAAGCGAACCGAUCAAUAUGGUGGAUCUUUUGAAAAUCGAACACGAUUGGCCCGAGAAAUCGUCGAGGCCACGAGGGCUGUCAUUCCCAAAGAUAUGCCUCUCUUCUUCCGAAUCAGCGCCGACGACUGGCUCAAAGGUCAAGACGAAUUCCCAGAGAGCUGGACAAUCGAAGAGACAAGCAAGUUCGCCGUCAUUUUGGCUGAAUUGGGCGUGGACCUUCUCGAUACCAGUUCAGGCGGCAUCCACCCGGCGCAACAAAUCAAGGGCGGGCCGGGCUAUCAAGCUCCAUUUGCACUGGCGGUGAAGAAAGCGGUCGGAGAUUCUUUGCUUGUGGGAACUGUUGGUUCCAUCACAACCGGAACUCUGGCCCAAGAACUUCUCGACCAAGGCCUGGACGCCGCGUUAGUUGGACGGUAUUUCCAGAAGAAUCCCGGCCUGGUUUGGACCUUCGCAGAGGAACUCGGUGUCGAGAUACAUGUUGCAAGCCAGAUAUCGUGGGGUUUCCAUGGCCGCGCGGGUGGUAAAGGCAAGCAGGAGCUGAAGUCGGCUCGGUAAAACAGGUAUCAGUCUGAGUGGCGGUACAUUGAAGCGAAGGCGUCUGGGUGGUGUCUGCGUCUGUUCACAGGCGCGUAGAAGAGAAACAUCUGUGUGUAGGACGAUAGCUUGGUUCAAAUAGAAUUGUUGCUCACACCAGUCUCCACGAACUCCAGGUCGUGACCUAUACGC